UGUCAGCUAACAGGCGCAGCAACCGAUCUAUGCAUCUCGAAGGAAUAGCACCAGCACGUUCUGCAGAGAGCGGCUGUGGUUGGCCAGGGGGACCAUGAUAUCGCCGCACGUGGUUGGCGAGAGGGUGUCGCGCGACAGACAGCCUUAAGCGAAGGGUGUACGGAGGACUGGAUACAAUGGUACCUAGUCCCCCGAGCGGGCCGAUGGGUCAAUUCGGGGGGGAAGUGGGUGUGCAUGGGUGGGGGCAGCCAGGCCCCGUCCGACCAGACUAGUACUAGUGCCAUGCUGGUGAUGAUGAAUGGCCUUAGCUAUACGAUGGCCUAUGAAAGGGGCGAGUUAAGGGCGCAAACCGAAACUGUAGGUCGUCGGGUGGGCUUGAGCCAUGAUGUCUUUUAAGCUGGACCCAAAGGUGGGUUAACGUCAUGCAGAGGCUAAGCUGGAAUGUGUCCUGCCUGUGUAUCUGACUCGAGAGGAAAGUG
Messenger RNA from Aspergillus piperis CBS 112811, 479 nucleotides. RefSeq lists its product as uncharacterized. The transcript is spliced from 2 exons. The record is from RefSeq and is a predicted model, not a curated record. Bases 235 to 396 code for a protein of 53 amino acids. Lineage: Eukaryota; Fungi; Ascomycota; Eurotiomycetes; Eurotiales; Aspergillaceae.